UUAUUAUUAUUAUUAUUAUUAUUAUUGUUUAUGUUAGGCCUGGGUGUGUCCCCUCCCCCUUUACAAGAAGUCAAGAUGGCAUCCAACUGUCUUGUCUGGUUCCUGGUCCUUGUGACAUGGUCACUGGUGUCUGUGGAGGGAAACUUGAAAGAUCGUGAGUCAAGAUAUCAGAAGUUUCUUCGGCAGCACCAUGAUACUAAAAUGACUGUGAGCCGCUGUGACUCAACGAUUAAAAAGAGGAAAAUCUAUGGAAAUGAAACCACACACUCCUGCAAAAAAGUCAACACCUUUGUUGUUUCUGCCACUAAAAAUCAACUGAAAGCUGUGUGUGACAAGGCUGGUUCGCCGUAUGGCGAAGGGUUGAGAAUAAGCAACCAGCCUUUCUUUGUGAUCACGUGCACGUUGAUGGGAGGAUCCGACCGGCCCCCUUGCGAGUACAGGGGAAACAAGAGCACCAGGAAAAUUGUCAUCAGCUGUGAAAACAAACUGCCCGUUCACUAUGACGAGGGCAUCAUCCCUCCAUGAGCUGAGCUAACACCAUGUCUGCUUCGCUGCUUCGAGCCAAAAUGGAGUUCGGUGCGAAUUUCAGUCAAAAAUAAAAUUCAUUGAAAUUUCAUGUAAUUUCCAUUUAUUUUCAUGCUUUAUAAAUAAAUUCUUGAAGGUAUUCUGCAUGAAAUAUUUCAGCUGAAUUAUAAAUGCUGUUCUUCCCGCUUUGACUUUAAACAAAGAAAAUAAAGUAUGCUAGAGCACUGGAAAACCUGACUGAUUUGUGGUUUAUUAAGGUACACAACUGGACCUUUGUCUUAGAGCAGUCUGAGCUAAUACGUAUAUAACUGGUCUCUGAAGUUUGGUGCUGACUGGAUGGAUCAGGUCGGGUUGGUGUUCAUAACCAACAAAAAUUGCUUUCAUCUUGUCACAAAAUAUCCUCAAAUAUUAGUCUUUAAUAAAAUCAGACUUAGCAGUUUUGACUGUAUUGCUCCAAUGGUGCGAACUUGUGUCACGUCUACGCCCGCACCUCAAUCAAGCAAGAUAGAAAAAACAGUUAAAACAGAUAAAAACAAAAACAAUAGGCCCCCUACUUACAAACUUUCAAGUAAUGAACUUUUCACCGACACCAAUCUUUUUUGAGCCAUUAAAUCUUCAAAUUCUAAACAAGAAACAGUUCACAGAAAUACAACUUUCACCUAUUGUUAUGCAGAACAUCAUAUAUUACUUGACACUCUUAUGCAGGUGUCUUGAACUAUGAGCCUUCAGGUCAUAAGUCCAUGUCCUUAGCAGCAUGAC
Scleropages formosus (Asian bonytongue) is the source of this 1284-nucleotide messenger RNA. Its product is annotated as angiogenin-4-like. The transcript is spliced from 3 exons. Lineage: Eukaryota; Metazoa; Chordata; Actinopteri; Osteoglossiformes; Osteoglossidae. The record is from RefSeq and is a predicted model, not a curated record. Gene Ontology annotation, molecular function: nucleic acid binding; RNA nuclease activity. The annotation marks the transcript as partial. Gene Ontology annotation, biological process: defense response to Gram-positive bacterium.